Molecule: messenger RNA, 2591 nt
Organism: Rubroshorea leprosula
Lineage: Eukaryota; Viridiplantae; Streptophyta; Magnoliopsida; Malvales; Dipterocarpaceae
Source: the annotation of a GenBank genome assembly
CUCUCCACGGCGUCAGCACCGCCUCGCUACCCCACAGUCCCUUCCCGGAAUCGCCACAAAAGCAAAGAGAAAGAUCCAAGAAAGCAAUGGGGAAGAAAAGGCCGCACCAGCACCAUUCUCCUCCGUCGCAACCCGAUCCCAAGAAGAAAUCCACACCGAAGCUUCCAGUCUUCGCUUCCUACCUAGACGCCCCAAGCCUCCUUCCCAAAGUGAAACUCCUCUGCGAAAUCAUCGCCACCACGCCGUCCUCCUCCGUCGAGACCCUCCUCGAAGACACCGGUCUCCGCGUCUCCCGGGAAGACGUCGAGAACGUCCUCAAGCUCUCCUAUGCUUUCCCCGGCCCCGCGGUCAAGUUCUUCCGCUGGGCCGGCCACCAGCUCCACCACCAACUCUCCCCCUACGCGUGGAACCUGGUGGUCGACAUGCUCGGCAAGAACGCCCUGUUCGACGCCAUGUGGGAUGCCGUCAAGUCCAUGAGGCGAGAAGGUUUGAUCUCCUUGGCCACUUUUGCCUCUAUCUUUAGUAGUUAUGUCAUUUAUGAUCGAGUUAAAGAAGCCAUUAUGACCUUCAAAGUUAUGGAACAAUACGGGUGUCCAAAGGAUGUUGUGGCAUUGAAUUCGCUCUUGAGUGCCAUUUGUAGAGAGGGGAAAACUUCUGAAGCAGUGGAAUUUCUGCGGGUGGCCAAGAAUGAAAUUAAGCCGGAUGUGGAUACUUAUGCCAUUCUGCUUGAGGGGUGGGAAAAUGAAGGGAAUGUGAUCUGUUCUAGGGAGACCUUCAUGGACAUGGUGGUUGAGAUUGGGUGGGAUCCUGGGAAUGUUCCUGCUUAUGAUUCUUUUUUAAGUACUUUGCUCAAAGGUCCUGAUGGGAUGAUUGAAGCUCUGAAAUAUUUGGAGACAAUGAAAGAGAGGAAGUGUUCUCCUGGUGUGAAGUUUUUCAAUGUGGCACUGGAGGAUUGCUUGAAAAAUAGUGAUGUUAGAGGAGCUAGGUUGCUUUGGGAGGCAAUGGUGGUGAAAAUGGGGUUCAGGCCAGAUAGUCAGAUGUAUAAUUCGAUGAUUGCUCUGUAUUGCUAUACAAACAAUACUGAUUCGGCAAAGAAGAUGUUGGAUGACAUGGUUCUGUAUGGUGUAUUCCCGGAUGCAAAAUCAUAUAACUUGUUAUUUCAGUUCCUAAUUAAGAAUAGGAAGCUGAAGGAGGCUUUGGCAGUCUUUAUUGAGAUGGUUAAAAAUGAGUGUUUCCCUACUCAGGCAAAUUGUGCUGCAGCAGUUAGGGUUUUUGUUGAAAAUGGAGACCCUUAUGUGGCCAUAAAAGUUUGGAAGUUCAUGAUAGAAAAUUAUGAUUCUGAUUUGGAGGAGACUGGAAAUUUUUUGGUUGUUGGGCUUCGUGAUCUGAAUAUGCUUCCAGAGGCAGUUAAGUAUGCAGAAGUUAUGAUUGAGAGAAGAAUCAAGUUGUCUUCUUCCUCCAUGUCAAGGUUGAAACAGAGCCUUGCCAGGGAGAGGAAGGAAUUUGUUUAUGAACAACUUUUAACUAAGUGGAAAGCUCAUUAGGCAGGUGGGACUUCUAAUAUAAGUUUAUUGCAUUGCUUAAAUAGACUUAUAGACCAUCCAUUGUGUCUUUUUGGCUCCAUAUUUUUCAUUACCUGAGAUAAGAAUUGUAUGCAAAGGUUAAAUGACAUUAUGACAAACCUUUUGUAUUUAUAAUACUUAAGAGGAAAUGCAACAAAGUUGUGCUUAUAUACAGACAAUGUUUUAUUGAGCCUUUUGCUAGUCAUAGUAAUCAUCAAGAAAAAAUGAGGAAAAUAUAGUCUAAGAAGCAGGUCUUUAGCAUUAUAAACACUAUUGUUUUGUUUCAUCUUCUCCACCAAAUCUCAUGCCAUGGUGUGUGCUGUUAUUUCUUUUAGCAUCACCAAGUUCUUUUUGCAAUUUCAAACUUGCUAUAAUCAAUUAACUUGUUUCCCUUGCGUAUAGAGAUUUAGUGAAUGUUGAGAACCUAGACUAAUUUACAUGGUGAAUGGCUUUACCUUCUCUGUUCUUCUUUUCACCUCUCUACCAGCAACCUAAGAGCAAUGAAGCGUUUUUUUACUAGAUCCCUUACCCUUUUCAUCACAUGGCCAACAACCCAGCAGCACUUAACCUCAUUAAGCAGGUUCGUCUUUCUAUCCCCUUUUUUCAUUCACAAAGUUUCUUCUUUUUCGUUGUGGUAUUGCUAUGGAUUUAUUGUUGAUAAUGCUGUUUGGAUUUGACAUGUAAAUUUGUUGAAGGGCUACUUAUCUAGAAAUUUCAAUUUUAAUGAUUGAACAUAUAUUCAAGACAGGAAGAGCUAAAAACAAGUUGCAUUUUGUCAUAGCAUGUAGUGAAUUUGGUGGUACAUUGUAUCUUUGUACGCUGCGAGUGCGACUGCAUCAAAAGAAUCUUUCGGUGACCACAAGCCCUUGGCUUUUAAGUGCCAGCAUGAAUAGAGAUGCCAAUGCAAUUUUUCCUCUCCUUUCCUUUCUCUUUUAAGUUCUUUUUGUUUAUAAUGGAAAGUUGCGAACUUGCAAAUUGCUUUGUGGUAAAGUGGAGAUGUGAUUGGGAAAAGAAAUCUUAAAGCAUUAG